This is a messenger RNA of Opisthorchis viverrini, 201 nucleotides long. RefSeq lists its product as hypothetical. The record is from RefSeq and is a predicted model, not a curated record. The transcript is spliced from 2 exons. Lineage: Eukaryota; Metazoa; Platyhelminthes; Trematoda; Opisthorchiida; Opisthorchiidae. The coding region runs from base 1 to 201 and encodes 66 amino acids.
AUGUACCCUUUGUGCGCUAUUUUGGAGAAUGGAGAACAGCAUACUGUGGUGCCCACUCUAGACCACAGCUCUGCUGAGAGCUUCCAGGAGUUGGGACACAGUCGCCAACCAGAAUGUAUAGGUUCACUGGAAGCAACACGAACAGACAUGGAUUUCGAUAAAGAAGUUGAGGAGGCGCGAGGUAGAAAUCCUAGUCCCUAA